AUGCGCGAUAAGAUUGUCUUAGCUAGGAGCUUGAGUGAGUAUGCUUGGGUGAUGGACGGUUCAUCCCUACUUGUAAACGCUGAGUUAGAUCGCCGAGGUGUGAAUUAUGACAAGAACUCGAGAGUACAAGUGCGCCGAAACUUACUGCUUGCACUUUUAAAGGCAACAAACGAUAGAGAAAGCAAUUCUGAGGGUCAAGGAAGCGGUUCCGCAGCAGGUCAAGGAAUCACAGCAACACUCGUCCCCGUACCAGGCCAAACAAGUGCGCUGUACGUGUUUCAAGUCGCUUAGCUGCUUUGUGUGUACGUGUUUGUAUAUGUUUUAU
This is a messenger RNA of Sphaeroforma arctica JP610, 325 nucleotides long. RefSeq lists its product as hypothetical. The transcript has a single exon. The record is from RefSeq and is a predicted model, not a curated record. Bases 1 to 291 code for a protein of 96 amino acids. NCBI's taxonomy places the organism in Eukaryota, Ichthyosporea, Ichthyophonida.